Messenger RNA from Impatiens glandulifera, 1566 nucleotides. Its product is annotated as 3-ketoacyl-CoA synthase 5-like. Bases 49 to 1545 code for a protein of 498 amino acids. The record is from RefSeq and is a predicted model, not a curated record. Gene Ontology annotation, biological process: fatty acid biosynthetic process. Lineage: Eukaryota; Viridiplantae; Streptophyta; Magnoliopsida; Ericales; Balsaminaceae. Gene Ontology annotation, cellular component: membrane. Gene Ontology annotation, molecular function: acyltransferase activity, transferring groups other than amino-acyl groups. The transcript has a single exon.
CAGAAUUCCUUUUCUCUCUCUAUAUCUCAAACACUCAUCUUUUAUAAGAUGCCGCCAAGAUCACCCGAGUUACUACCCAACUCAGUCACAAGAUUGAAGUAUGUUAAAUUAGUCUAUCAAUACCUAGUAAACAACAUAUUCCCUUUGCUCCUCAUCCCGAUAAUGUCUACAAUCAUCGUUCAUCUCUUCAACUUAGGACCCGACAAGAUAAUCCAGACAUGGGAUUCUCUCCAUUUUAACCUAAUUCAACUACUCUCUUCUUUCUUCAUACUAAUCUUCAUCUCCACCAUCUACUACAUGUCCAAACCUCGUUCAAUCUACCUAGUAGAUUACGCCUGCUACAAACCUCCCACCACUUGUCGUGUACCAUUCGCCGCUUUCAUGGAACAUUCUCGACUCAUCCUUAAAGACAGUCCCAAAUCAGUAGAUUUCCAGAUGCGGAUACUCGAACGGUCGGGUUUAGGUGAAGAGACAUGUUUACCACCAGCGAUUCAUUAUAUCCCACCUAAACCCACCAUGGAGAAUUCCCGUGGAGAAGCGCAAGAGGUGAUUUUCUCGGCGAUUGAUUCUUUGAUGAAGAAAACCGGGGUUAAGGCUAAGGAAAUCGAUGUGUUAAUCGUGAAUUGUAGUUUGUUCUCGCCUACGCCGUCGCUUUCGGCUAUGGUUGUGAAUAAGUAUAAGUUGAGGAGUAAUGUUAAGAGCUUUAAUUUGUCCGGUAUGGGAUGUAGCGCCGGGCUUAUUGCUGUUGAUUUGGCUCGCGAUCUUCUCCAGCUUUAUCCGAAUUCAAACGCGCUUAUAGUUAGUACUGAGAUUAUCACUCCAAACUAUUACCAGGGGAAGGAACGUGCCAUGCUUCUUCCCAAUUGUCUGUUUCGCAUGGGUGGCGCCGCCGUGCUUCUUUCGAACAAACGCCGGUACCGUACUCAGGCGAAGUACCGUUUGGUUCGUGUCGUUCGAACUCAUAUGGGUGGGAAUGACAAGGCUUAUAAAUGCGUUUUUGAGGAAGAAGAUGAACAGGGGAAAGUUGGAAUUAGACUUGAUAAAGAUCUGAUGAUGAUUGCCGCUGAAUCCCUCAAAUCAAACAUUACAACAUUAGGGCCGUUGGUACUUCCAGCGUCGGAGCAGCUCCUGUUCUUGUUCAGUCUAAUCGGCCGGAAAAUCUUUAACCUGAAAUGGAAGCCUUACAUUCCUGAUUUCAAACAGGCGUUUGAACAUUUCUGUAUUCAUGCUGGAGGUAGGGCAGUGAUUGAUGAGUUGCAGAAGAGUCUACAAUUGUCGGCGGAACAUGUGGAAGCGUCGAGAAUGGCGCUUCAUAGAUUUGGUAAUACAUCGUCUUCUUCGUUGUGGUAUGAGCUAAGUUAUAUUGAAUCUAAAGGGAGGAUGAAGAAAGGAAAUAGGGUAUGGCAGAUUGCGUUUGGAAGUGGGUUUAAAUGUAACAGCGCUGUUUGGAAAUGUAAUCGGACGGUCAAAGUUCCGACCGACGGAGCUUGGUAUGACUGCAUCGACCGGUACCCAGUACACAUUCCAGAUGUCGUCAAGCUUUGAAAAUCUCUUUUUCUCUAUAAA